AUGUUCGACCUGGAGGAGAGCAAGUACCAGCAGGCGGAGUGGAGGCUCUCCAUCUACGGCCGCAAAAAGUCCGAGUGGGACGACCUGGCGAAGUGGGCGCUGAUGAACAACGUCUACUCGGACACGGUGCGCUGGGUGAUACAGAUUCCCCGACUCUACGACGUCUACCGCGCCAACAACAUCGUCGAGAACUUUGAGCAGAUGCUGGAGAACCUCUUUCUGCCCCUGUUUGAGGUGACCAACAACCCGAACUCGCACCCGGAGCUGCACGUCUUCCUCCACUACGUCAUUGGCUUCGACUCGGUGGACGACGAGUCGAAGCACGAGAAUCCAAUGUUCGACAAGGACAUUCCCAUGCCGCAUCGGUGGUCGCACGAGGAGAACCCUCCAUACAACUACUACCUGUACUACAUGUACGCGAACAUGGUGACGCUGAAUCACUUUCGCCGCGACCGCGGCUUCAACACCUUCGUCCUGCGGCCGCAUUGCGGUGAGGCGGGCAACAUUCAGCACCUGAUCGGCGGGUUCCUCCUCGCGGAGAACAUCAGCCACGGGCUGCUGCUGCGCAAGGUGCCGGUGCUGCAGUACCUCUACUACCUGGCGCAGAUUGGCAUCGCCAUGUCGCCGCUGAGCAACAACUCGCUCUUUCUCAACUACCACCGCAAUCCGCUGCCGGAGUUUCUCAGUCGCGGGUUGAUGGUCAGCCUCAGUACGGAUGAUCCGCUGCAGUUUCACUUUACCAAGGAACCCCUCAUGGAGGAGUACUCCAUCGCCGCGCAGGUGUGGAAACUGAGCAGCUGCGACAUGUCGGAGCUGGCCCGGAACUCCGUUCUGAUGUCGGGCUUCCCCCAUGAGUUUAAGCAGCACUGGAUCGGCGCCAACUACGCGCGCGAGGGCGUCGAGGGCAAUGACAUUCAGCGGACGAAUCUGCCCGGCAUUCGCGUCAGCUUCCGCUACGAGUCGCUGCUGGACGAGCUGAAUCACCUGCACGACAGUGCCCACCACCCGCAGCUGCUGACGGCGGCGCUGAAGAAGGAGGCGGGCGUGGCUGCUGCGGCUGCUGCUUCAGCUGCUGCUGCUGCUACUUCGGCUGAUAAGACGGCGGCUGAUAAGGAGAAGGUGGCUGCCACUAAUGGGCUGCCUAAUGUCAAUGGAACCGGCGGAGGAGGUGGUGGUGGUCCGUCGAAGCCGUAA
This is a messenger RNA of Rhagoletis zephyria (snowberry fruit fly), 1194 nucleotides long. Lineage: Eukaryota; Metazoa; Arthropoda; Insecta; Diptera; Tephritidae. The record is from RefSeq and is a predicted model, not a curated record.